AUGUUCCGCCGUUGUAGCAGGCUGUGCUGUGCACGUCCUCGUGGAAAGACUUGGCCAUUUGGAGCAGUCUUGGGGACAUUCUACUCUCCUCUCCAGGAGACCGAAGUGUUCGCUUCUGCUGACCAAGUCGAAGACUUUCGUCAAGUCAGUAACACUGAUAUACAGUGGUUUCUACUGCUCACGGCAAUUCUCCUGCAGCUGGCACAGCGAGAAGAUUAUGUCAACUGUAGAUCGGUCCGCCCUGAAGCCACACUACCACUCGGGGUACACACAAGAUGCGAGGCUCUGCAAAGGUGGCAAGAAGACGCGGGCAAAGACUUUCCUGACGACGAUCAGGAGGGAAAUGCCGCGGUAGUUAUUGCAGUCGCUGCGGUCACCUUUAUUCUUAUAGAGGGUGACAAUGUUGGCAUCUUGCAUGUCCCGGGGGACAUGGCCCUUCUCUCAGUACAGGCACAAGAGGUCGUGGAGAUGCUGCAGCAAAGCCGGCUUGCGCCUCUUCAGAACCUCCGAAGGGCCCUCUCACAGGAGAGACAGUCAAUGGCUUUUCCGAGUUCCUCCGCAUAUGCAUGCAGGUGUAAUAGCUAUUAUUAUUCAAGUAUACCCUCUGUUCGUGUGGCUUUACAUAUGAUUGAAAAAAGCAUUAUCUAUCUAUCUAUCUAUCUAUCUAUCUAUCUAUCUAUGCAGUACAGUCAUCUCACAUCUAUCUAUGUAGUACAAUCAUCUCACAUCUAUCUAUCUAUGUAG
Acanthosepion pharaonis is the source of this 744-nucleotide messenger RNA. Lineage: Eukaryota; Metazoa; Mollusca; Cephalopoda; Sepiida; Sepiidae. The record is from the annotation of a GenBank genome assembly.